AUGGGCUCAAACAGUCCAUAUCGAGGCCCCUCGCGAGCAAAUCAGAUCGUCUCGGUGAAUUCAAAACACCUCCAUAAGAUCAUCGUCGGCGUCGAUUUUGGCACCACAUUUACUGGUGUCAGCUAUGUUGAUUCUACCAAAAAGGCCAUCGAGGACAUCAACGUGAUUCGCACUUGGCCUGGACCCAGCAGGGAACAAGAUGAGACAUGGAAAACGCCGUCGCGUAUUGCUUAUGGCCAGGAGAACCAAAACUCCAUCGAGGGAAACAACAUCAAGUGGGGCUACCAGGUGAAGCCUGGAAUGAAGUCUUACUCUUGGACAAAACUGCUGCUGGAUCCGGAACGGCCUUUGCUCCGACCCUUUGCUACCAAGACGGAUGUCCUCGAGGGCGAUGGACUGAUGAAGAUCCCAGAGUUCAAAACAUCCGCCCGAGACGUGUGUUCCGACUAUCUACGAGAGAUCUAUAACUACACAUACGCCCAUCUUGAAAAGCACAACACCAGUGCAAUCAUGAACGUUACCGCAUUGGAGUUCUGGUUUACUGUUCCAGCGAUUUGGUCUGACAAGGCCAAAAAUGAAACGUACCAGGCCGCGUAUACCGCAGGAUUUGGCACUCGCAUUGGGGACUCCAUUUCGAUGAUACCCGAGCCGGAGGCAGCCGCCGUGGCCACUUUGAGCGCCAUGGCUAAAGAUGAGCGUCAUAUAGGGAUCAGUGUUGGCGAUGGGAUUCUGAUUUGUGAUUGUGGUGGAGGCACAGUUGACAUUGUCACUUAUCUGAUUAAGCAGGUUAGACCGGACCUUCGAUUCGAAGAGCUUCUGGUCGGCACUGGGGACAAGUGUGGAUCAACUUACAUUGAUCGUGAAUUUCACAAGUGGAUGUUGAAGAUGUUUGGCGAGGGAUUUGAGAAGAUCAAGUUCGAGAAAAAAGGACCAGGUAGUCGCUUCAUGAAGGACUUUGAAGGUCACAAACGCGACUUCGGGGCCAUGAAUCACUCGGAUCAAACCUUUGAGGUUGAACUUGUGAUACCUGGUGCAUGGGACUCGGCACACUAUGACUCGGAAAAUAGCAUGGUGUUGUUCGGCCGGUCUGAAAUGGAAUCUUUCUUCAAGCCGGUCACAGACCAGAUCGAGGCUUUGUUGACCAAGCAAGUUCGUCAACUCCGAGAAAAAUCUCGUGCGUCAAUCAAGAAAGUUGUCCUCGUCGGUGGAUUUGGAGACUCCCGACACCUUGAGAGCAUUCUGCGCAACUGGUGUGGGAGACAAGGCAUCGAUCUCUUGUGUCCAGAGAACCCACAAGCAAGCAUUGUAAAAGGUGCUGCUCUCCGAGGCCUGAACGGCAUCCGACCAGAAAAGCGACUAUGUCGACUUCACUACGGAUUUAAGAUAGAUACCCCGUUCCGCGAGAAUUUUGAUCCGGAAAGCAGAGCCUAUAUUUGGCCUUGGGAUGGGAGGAGCAAGUACUGCCACGAUCGGAUGAGAUGGUUGAUCGAAAAGGUAUUUCAAGUCCCCUCAUCCUCUCCAGACUUUCUGCUUUAUAGUCGGACUAAGAGUGACCACCAGGGCAAACCUAUCUCCGAGGAAACUCGCAACCCGCUUCCGCUUCGCCAGAUACAUCACUACGGGGAUAGCUUAAGCUUUUCGUUUGAUGUGUAUACAUGUGACGAAACCACUGCACCCGAGUGGUAUGAAGCAGGUGUCUGUCGUUCCGUGGGCACCAUUCGUUAUUCCUUCUCUCUGAGCGACCUUUCCAGAUUCCAGUCGAAGAUCGACAGCUCGGGUCGCACAAUGUACCACCUCGAGUACAGCAUCCAGGCUGACAUGUUCGCAGAUAAAGGACUUCUGGAAUUCAAGUUGACCGGAUCAGAUGGGAAAGAAAUUGGGAAAACGGAGAUUGAAUAUGACUAG
Penicillium canariense is the source of this 1905-nucleotide messenger RNA. Its product is annotated as Hsp70 family protein. The record is from RefSeq and is a predicted model, not a curated record. Gene Ontology annotation, molecular function: ATP binding; ATP-dependent protein folding chaperone. The coding region runs from base 1 to 1905 and encodes 634 amino acids. Lineage: Eukaryota; Fungi; Ascomycota; Eurotiomycetes; Eurotiales; Aspergillaceae. The transcript is spliced from 6 exons.